Molecule: messenger RNA, 2948 nt
Organism: Heteronotia binoei (common prickly gecko)
Lineage: Eukaryota; Metazoa; Chordata; Lepidosauria; Squamata; Gekkonidae
Product: zinc finger and SCAN domain-containing protein 31-like
Exons: 3
Coding region: 54-1667 (537 amino acids)
Biological process (GO): regulation of transcription by RNA polymerase II
Cellular component (GO): nucleus
Molecular function (GO): DNA-binding transcription factor activity, RNA polymerase II-specific; sequence-specific DNA binding
Source: RefSeq, a predicted model, not a curated record
CCUUUCCUGUAUCUGUCUGUUCUGCAGGGAAAAGCUCAGUGCGGAAGAGGAUAAUGUAUUCGAGAGUAUUCAGUCAUGCAGAACCAACUCUGAGUGAUUAUUCAAAGCCAGAGAUGGAGAAAGACACUCCUGUCAGCCCCAAAUUUGGGGAAAUGUCAGAGGCAAGAAAAAUAGCCCCUCAUGUCCUCCAGGCUGGGAGUACUGGAGAAUUGCUGCAAAAGAGACUUGGACCCAAGAAUCAGCAAGCUGUGGAGGGUUCCCUAUCCCUUGAACAGUGGGAAACCCAGUGGCAGCAGUACCUCAGGACAAUGGAGAACCCUCCAUCUGGGUGGGGAAUGCCUCCCUUGCCAGAGAAACCUUCACCUUGGAAGGAUGCCAAGGCUUUUCUGGCCUCCUUUGAGCAAGUGGCUGAAGCCUGUCAGUGGCCGAAGGAAGAGUGGACGACCCGAAUCCUGCCAGCCCUCAGUGGAGAAGCCAACCGGGCCUUUUACAGUCUGGAUGUCCCAGAUAGAAAAGAUUAUGGAAAAGUGAAGGCAGCCAUCUUGCAAGGGGAUGCCCUGAGCCGGGAGAAGCAGCGUCAGCAGUUCCGGGGUUUCUGCUACCAGGAGGCUGAGGGACCACGGGGAGCAUAUAGUCAACUGCGAGAAAUGUGCCGUGGGUGGCUGAGAGUAGAGAACCACAGCAAGGAGCAGAUCCUGGAGCUCUUGAUCCUGGAACAGCUGCUGAGCAUCCUGCCCCCAGAGAUCCAGAGCUGUGUGAGGGAGAGUAGCCCUGAGAACUGUUUCCAGGUGGUGGCCCUGGCUGAGGAGUUCCUUUUGAGGCAGGAGAAGCAGGUACCCUUGGAGGAGGCAGCUGGGAACAUCUCCAAGGCAGACUGGGAUCUGUCUGAAAGUGAGCAGAGGCAUCCCUUGAUGGACAUCAAAGAAGAGGAGGGUGGAGAGGAUGGCCCGCUGGAAGCUGAAAGCCAACUCUUGCCCCUCGUUGCACCUAUCACAAAACUCCCUGGAUUUUACAAUUCAGAAGAUAAGCCAUUUAUCUGCUCAGAGAGUGGAAAGAGUUUCUCUGAUGGAAAAAAGGGCAACGCACACUUUCGAAAGCAUAGUAGUAUGAAGGCAUUGAAAUGCUUUCAGUGUGGAAAGUACUUCAGAUAUAAAUCUCAGCUCCUUGUGCACCUAGUAACCCACACAGGGGAGAAGCCUUUUGAAUGCUUAGCGUGUGGAAAGAAAUACAGUCAAUGUAGCAGUCUUCAACAGCAUCUAAGAACCCACACAGAGGAGAAACCCUUUGCAUGCUCGGAGUGUGGGAAAAGGUUCAAAUUCAAUGGCGACCUUCGUAAGCAUCAAAUAACUCACACAGGGGAGAAACAUUUUGAAUGCUCAGAGUGUGGAAAGAAAUUCAGUCAGAGUGGUAAUCUUCAGCGGCAUCUAAGAACACACAGAGGGGAGAAACCUUUUGGAUGCUCAGAGUGUGGGAAGAAAUUCAGUCAGAAUGGCCAUCUUCAGGAGCAUCAAAGAACCCACACAGGGGAGAAACCUUUUGAAUGCUCAGAGUGUGGAAAGAGCUUCAGUCGCUCUAGCCAUCUUCAGCAGCAUCAAACAAUGCACACAAGGAGAAACGUCAUGGCUGCUAAGCCUGUGACAAGAAUCCACACUGAAGCAAAACAGUAAAAACUGUUGGAAAGAGAUAUCUGCACAGAAACCUUACCAUAGCCAUAGAAAUGAUCAAAUAAAGAAGGUUCAUACGGAAGAAAUAGUAUAAGUGCUGGCAUCAUGGAGAGAGCUUUAGCCAUAAUGGAAACCUCAAAUAGAUCUCAGAGGGGAGAAAGCAAAUAUGAGUCGUGAGGGUAGGCGAUUCCAGACCAUAGCUGCCCUCCUCGUGAAAGAAACAUCAUAAAUGUCCAGAAUGUGGAAGAACUUAAGGCAGAGAUCAGAACUUCACGUUCCUCACAGAAUACACACAAGGGUAAAACUUUUGGCUUAAACUGCUCUGGAUUUUUUUUUUUGCUUGCCCAUUAGCAGUGGGCUCAGGCAGGUGUGAGAUUUUCAGGGUCUCGCUAAUGGGAUUAAUUCAGAUUCAAAGAAAAAAAUUCACUAAGUUUUAAGAUUCCCAGAACAGCAUCCAGUAUUCUCAGUUGGGUGGAUAUCCUUGGAGUUUAUAAAUGGACGUUUUGAAAGGUGAAUCUCCCUUGAUUAUCACAAAUCAGCAUCAGGAAAUAGAAGUCAAGUGCCCUUUUCUGUGUUUUGUGGGGGUUUGUACAAACUGGCAAUAAGGCAGUGUUUAAAACAAUAGUGCCCUGCACUUGUAAAAGUGUAGAAAGAAACCCUCUUGCAUCAACCAGGCCUCUUCCACCUUGUCUUAUUGUCAUGUUUUAAGUUCAAGAGCCAGAGCACGGGGCUACGGCUGGGUGGAUCUGGAUUCCAGUCCACAUUUGGCCAAUCACAAACAUACCUGACAGUAUUGCCCUGAAGAAUAAAUAGUGUGCCUCUGGGAUAAGACUCUUCUUGCAAGAAAUGUUUAAUGGGUUGUUAAUUAUGGAAAUCUCUGGACUUUGCUGUUAUGUGGUAGAUCUUGGAUUGAUUGUGUCUCCAGUAAUUUUUUUUUUGUUGAUGGGGGAAUACCAAAACCAUACUUUUGACUUGUUGUUUUUUUUUGAGGAGAAAAUGUACAACCAUCACAUUUAGAGGGUAAUGUUAGGCAGAGGCAUCAUCCCUGGUCAUGCUCAGCAGUGGCCUCCUGACUCACUCAGCCUACCCGGGAGUGGAAACAGGUAGGCUGGGCAUCAGGAGAAAAAGAAGUAAAGCAGGAAGGGAAAGGAGAAGAAGAAGGCUGACGGAGGGAGCUGACAAUCACCUUCCCACAGUCUGCGUGGACGAUUACCAAAGGCCCUGAUUGGGGUUGCUGAACAGAAUCAUAGAAGAGAGAAUAAAAGUUUUGUUGUUAGUGCCUGA